CGGGUUUCUGACUCCCGCCGGUAGCAUCCUCAUUCUGCGGCUAAUUCUGUUCACAGUGAAGUGCUGGUGGUCUGAGCGGGGAACUCUUCUUGGUGCCGCCGGUUGCAUCUGGCUCGGAUGCUGAAAACUGUAGAGGAAUCUAGGGCUUGGGGUGCUUUACCGCUGCGACCAAGCAUUAUGGUAUUCAUCACUCCUUCAAACUUAAUCAUAUACUGCCUGUGACCAGCAGAAAGAGGAGUCUUGGGAGUAGGAGGGUAAGAUCUAAAAGGAGAUCAUCUUCUAUUUGACAUGGAAACUGGCCUAUAAGUACUCAAGGAUAUGAAUUGAGCUACUCAGAAACUACCUUUGAGAAGAUGAUCUGUCAAUGAAGGGAGUGGAGCUUGCUCGUUGUACACGCUGCUUCACACCCGAGGAUGUCAAUGGAAAAGCCUCAGUCCCAGGCAGAGGCACCAGAAAGGGCAUGGACAUGUUCAUGAACUUCAAGAGGCAGCCGCUAGCUGACCAGAAACUCUGCUCUAGGGAUGGACACAUGGAAGCUGUAGCACAGAUGUGCUCAUUGUGCCGACAGGACCUGCAAGAUGAGGGCUCUUGGUUUCUACCAUGCCAACAUUUGUUCUGUAAGGACUGCUUCCAGGGCUUGAUGCAGGAGUUAAACCAUAUUGCCAGGGCUUAUGGGACUGUCCCAGAUGAGCUCAUCUCCUGUCCUGGAUGUAAGCGAGUGUAUCUUACCAGGGAUGUAACUGAACAUUUUUUUCUACAGUGCUUUCCUACUGGGCACCCCAAAAUGGCCAGGAACUGCUCUGAGUGCAAGGAGAAGAGGGCAGCACACAUCCUCUGUACCUACUGCAAUCGCUGGCUGUGCAGCUCCUGCACAGAGGAACACCGCCAUGGCCCUGCCCCUGGGGGCUCUAUCUUUCCCAGGGCCCAGAAGGGAUCUUCAGGAGUGAAUGGUGAUUCUGGGGACUUUGCUUUGUACUGUCCUCUACACACACAUGAAGUGCUCAAGCUAUUCUGCGAGACCUGUGAUGUGCUCACAUGCCAUAGCUGCCUGAUGGUGGAACACAAAGAACAUAGAUGCAGACAUGUUGAAGAAGUUCUACAAAACCAGAGGAUGCUUCUGGAAAGUGUGACUGCACAGGUGGCACAUAAGAAAUCCAGUCUACAGACAUCUGCAAAGCAAAUUGAGGACAGGAUUUUUGAAGUGAAGCAUCAGCACAGGAAGGUGGAAAACCAGAUCAAAAUGGCCAAGAUGGUCCUGAUGAAUGAGCUGAACAAACAGGCCAAUGGACUCAUAGAGGAGUUGGAGGGCAUUACUAAUGAGAGAAAGCGGAAGUUGGAACAGCAAUUACAGAGCAUUGUGGUUCUCAACCGUCAGUUUGAGCAUGUGCAGAAUUUCAUCAAUUGGGCUGUCUGCAGCAAAACCAGCGUUCCUUUCCUUUUCAGCAAAGAGCUGAUUGUGUUUCAGAUGCAGCGAUUGCUUGAGACAAAUUGUAAUACAGAUCCUGGUUCCCCUUGGAGUAUCAGAUUCACCUGGGAGCCUAACUUCUGGACCAAGCAGCUGGCUUCCCUUGGCUGCAUAACUACUGAAGGUGGACAGCUCUCCCGGACAGAUACUCCUGCUUAUGGAGGUUUGCAGGGGCCAUCUUCCUUUUAUCAAAGCCACCAACCCCCAGUGGCUCAGCAAGAGUCUCUCAGCCACUCUUCACACAAGUUCCAGCCUCCGGCUUUGUGUUCUUCAUCUGUGUGCUGCUCCCACUGCUCCCCCAUCUCACCCUCCCUCAAAGGCCAGAUCCCUCCACCCAGCAUACACACAACCCAGAGUUUUAGACAGCCCUCUGAGAUGGUACCCCAACAGUUGGGGUCACUGCAGUGCUCUACCCUGCUGACCAGGGAGAAGGAGCUGGCCUGUAGCAGUCAUCCCCCAAAACUGCUACAGCCAUGGCUGGAAACCCAGCCCCCUGUAGAACAGGAAAACACAUCCCAGCGGCCUGGGCAGCAGCAGCUGACUUCCCAGCCCGUGUGCAUAGUCCCACCACAGGACAUUCAGCAAGGAACCCAUGCUCAAUCCACCUUACAGACUCCCUCCAUUCAAGUCCAGUUUGGCCACCACCAGAAGCUGAAGCUUAGCCACUUUCAGCAGCAGCCACAGCAGCAGCUGCCACCUCCUCCACCUCCACCACCUCCACCCCUGCAGCAGCCACCCUUACCUCUACCUCCAUCGCAGCAUCUGGCUUCGGGUCAACAUGAGAAUCCUCCUGGGCCUGCCUGUUCCCAGAAUGUGGACAUAAUGCACCAUAAAUUUGAGCUGGAGGAGAUGCAGAAGGACUUGGAGCUGCUCCUCCAGGCUCAGCAGCCCAGCCUGCAGCUGAGUCAGACCAAAUCUCCUCAGCAUCUACAACAAACCAUUGUGGGGCAGAUAAACUACAUUGUGAGGCAGCCAGCACCUGUCCAGUCCCAGAGCCAGGAGGACACCCUGCAGGUUACAGAUGAGCCUCCAGCAUCUGAGGGCCCAAAGCCAGCUCUCCCUCUUGAGAAGAAUGUUGCUGCUUCCUUGCCCCAGACAUCUGGGGAGGAAACUUCUCAUAGUGUCCCCUCUAUGGACAACACCAACCAGCACUCCUCUCCAAAUGUGGUGAGAAAGAACUCCACCUCGGUGAGCAUCAUGGGCUUUUCCAACACUUUGGAGAUGGAGUUGUCAUCUACCAAGCUGGCAAGGACCCUAGAACCACAGGUUCAGAGUUUGAGAAGCCUGACACCUGGCCCUCCUCAGGCAGUACCCAGUCUGCUGAGUGGCCCCCCACAAGCUGUGUCCAGCCUGACGAGUGUUCAAAACCAUACCAUGCCCAGCCCGACAACCAGUCAUCUACAGGUCAUACCAAGCCUUGUGCAUGGCACAUUCCAGUCCAUGCCCAACAUGAUGAAUGAGACCUCCCCAGCCAUCACAAGCCUAGCAAGUGACCAUUCUCAGGCCAGGCCCAGCCUACUGUCUGCUCACACCCAAGCUGUGCCAAGUCUAGCUACUUGUCCUUUGAAGAGCAUGCCCCUAGUUUCUGACAUGCAGCUGGAAACUGGAUCCACUUCCAGUCCUGACCCUGGCCGAGCUGUAGAGAGCCUAUGCCCCAAGGAUGGAGUUGAUCCCUCCCUGAGAAAUGCCCUAUGUAAGAUGGAAAGUGAGGAUUCUUCUCACUUUACUGACUCAGUGGGACAAGGCCCCAUGGCCCCUGGCCUGGAUGUGCCCAAAGACUUGGCUAUUACCUCAGAAUUAGAGGAGCCAAUUAAUCUCUCUGUGAAAAGACCUCCCCUGGCACCGGUGAUCAACACAUCUAAAGCUCUACAGCAGUACCGGAACCCACAAGAAUAUCAGAAUUUUGAACAAAGACCCUUAGAGAUGGAUAAAAAAGAAAAUCAGAGCAUCAGAGCUUUCAACAGUGAGCCCAAGAUUCCCUAUGUGCGACUGGAGCGACUCAAGAUCUGUGCUGCUUCCUCGGGAGAGAUGCCUGUGUUCAAGCUGAAGCCUCAGAAAAAUGAUCAGGAUGGGAGCUUCUUGCUGGUUAUUGAAUGUGGCACCGAGUCCUCCAGCAUGUCCAUUAAGGUUAGCCAGGACAGCCUGCCUGAUGCCAUCCAGGCCCCAGGUCUGGGGGGAAGAAAGGUCACUGUCACUUCCCUGGCUGGGCAGCAGCCACCAGAGGUGGAAAGUACAAAUCCUGAAGAACACAGACUCAUUUCUCGAAUUCCUGGAGCCAAGAAGGGUCCCCAAGUCCCAAUAGAGAAUGAGGACUUCUGUGCUGUGUGUCUCAAUGGUGGAGAGUUGCUGUGCUGUGACCGCUGCCCCAAAGUGUUUCACCUUUCCUGCCAUGUGCCAGCCUUGCUCAGCUUCCCAGGGGGAGAGUGGGUGUGUACCUUGUGUUGCAGCUUGACGCAGCCCGAGAUGGAAUAUGACUGUGAGAAUACUCGCUAUAGCCAGCCUGGAGUGCGGGUACUUCCUGGCCUGAGCACAUGCGACCAGAAGAAAUGUGAGAAGCUGGUAUUGUCCUUGUGCUGCAAUAGCCUCAGUCUGCCCUUCCAUGAACCUGUCAGCCCCUUGGCACGACAUUAUUAUCAGAUUAUCAAGAGGCCCAUGGACCUGUCAAUCAUCCGGAGGAAGCUUCAAAAGAAGGACCCAGCUCAUUAUACCACCCCAGAGGAGGUGGUAUCAGACGUGCGCCUCAUGUUCUGGAACUGUGCUAAAUUUAAUUAUCCUGACUCAGAGGUUGCAGAGGCUGGCCGCUGCCUGGAAGUAUUCUUUGAGGGAUGGUUGAAGGAGAUCUACCCAGAGAAACAGUUUGCCCAGCCAAGGCAGCAAGACUCAGACUCUGAGGAGGUGUCUAGUGAGAGUGGAUGUUCCACCCCUCAGGGCUUCCCAUGGCCCCCCUGUGUUCAGGAAGGCAUCCAACCCAAGAGGCGGCGAAGACAUAUGGAGAAUGAAAAAGCAAAGAGAAUGUCGUUCCGCCUGGCCAACAGCAUCUCACAGGUGUGAGAGCUGGAAGGAGACCGAGCACUCUGGUGGCUGGUGUCCCGUCCUUUUGACUGUUCCUCCCCAUCCUUCAGCUUACUCUUCAGAAUGUGGAUGUGAGAUAAGAUGAGUCUUGUUGAGCUGUGUAGUGCUCUUCCUUGUCAUUUGCAUCUACAGCAUUUAUUUGGGAGCCAUAGCGCAUCCACUACAGAGAAGAUUCAGUAAUAAAGAGGAAAGAGGGAGAGA
This is a messenger RNA of Ictidomys tridecemlineatus (thirteen-lined ground squirrel), 4738 nucleotides long. It is a transcript of the gene Trim66, whose product is annotated as tripartite motif containing 66. The record is from RefSeq and is a predicted model, not a curated record. Lineage: Eukaryota; Metazoa; Chordata; Mammalia; Rodentia; Sciuridae. Gene Ontology annotation, molecular function: zinc ion binding; protein binding. Gene Ontology annotation, cellular component: chromatin.